This is a messenger RNA of Condylura cristata (star-nosed mole), 3806 nucleotides long. Its product is annotated as zinc finger protein 350-like. NCBI's taxonomy places the organism in Eukaryota, Metazoa, Chordata, Mammalia, Eulipotyphla, Talpidae. Gene Ontology annotation, biological process: negative regulation of transcription by RNA polymerase II. Gene Ontology annotation, molecular function: DNA-binding transcription repressor activity, RNA polymerase II-specific. The record is from RefSeq and is a predicted model, not a curated record.
AUGGGGUUUGCGGGUCCGGACUCCCGGGACCCGCUGACCUUCGCCGACGUGGCCGUGAGCUUCACCGGGGAGGAGUGGCGGCUCCUGGCCCCCGCCCAGAAGGCCCUGUACCGGGAGGUGAUGCAGGAGACCUACAGCCACCUGGUGUCCCUGGGUGAAGGCAGUGCCCCCCUGUCGCUCAAGAGGUCCUGCCAGUGGCCUCUCCACGCUCAGCUUCUGAAAGCCUUGGAGUGUCUGUGGUGCUCCGAGGUGGUGGAGUCUCAGCCUUCCCUCUGGCCCCCAAGGAGUAAGAAUUUGUUGUUCUUUUCUUUCAUAGAUGUCUCAAAAUUUGAUGAUCAUUUGUCAGAGCACUUACAAAAAGAGAGCAUGGAGAAUGUUCCAAAACUAUGGCACAAACACAGCACAUUUGAAAAUUCUGUUCAUCAGAGCAGAAAUCACUUUGUGUUAAGGGAAAGUCAUGCCCUGUUUGACUUACAUAAAAGACAUAUGACAUCAAACUUGACUUCAGCUGAGCAGAGCAAAGGCUGUGAGAAAAAAAUUGCUGCUGGGUUUAUUGAAGCUGGGGAGUCCUUUCUCCAUGCUAAUCAUGAACAGGGUCAACCUGAAGUUAACCUCUCCAAAUGCCAAAAACUUGUCAGCACUAAAUCACAAGUCUUCAAGCAACAGAAAACUCAAAAAAUAAGGAAGUCACAUAUUUGUAGGGAAUGUGGGAAAGCCUUCAUGAAGAAGUCUUUGCUCAGUGAUCACCACAAUCUUCAUACAGGGGAGAAACCCCAUCGAUGCAGUGUGUGUGGGAAAGCCUUCUCCAGAAAGGUUGUACUCACUGAGCACCAGAGGACACAUACCGGGGCAAAACCUUAUGAAUGUACAGACUGUGGAAAAGUUAAGAAAUCACUGCUCAGUAUACAUCAGAAAACACAUACAGGAGAGAAACCAUUUAUAUGCAGUGAAUGUGGAAAAAGCUUCAUUCAGAAGGGAAAUCUCAUGGUACAUAUACGAGUACAUACAGGGGAGAAACCUUACAUUUGCAGUGAAUGUGGAAAAGGCUUCAGCCAGAAGACAUGCCUCACAGUACAUCAGAGACUUCACACAGGAAGGACUCCUUUUGUGUGCAAUGUUUGUGGGAAAUCCUGUUCCCAGAAGACAGGUCUCAUUAAACAUCAAAGAAUCCACACAGGAGAGAAACCCUAUGAAUGUAAGAAGUGUGGGAAAACCUUUAUCGAGAAGUCACAACUCGUUGUGCACAGAAUCCACACAGGAGAGAGACCGUAUAGAUGCAAUAAAUGUGGAAAAUCAUUCAGAAGUAAGUCAGUUCUCAAUGAACAUCAGAGAACUCAUUCAGUCAAGGUAGAGAUUCCUUCCUCUGAGAGACACGGCCCAUCCCAGGCCAGUUUUGUCAUGCAGGAAAAGAGCAUAGUUAAUUCAGUGGCUCUGCCAGUGUCUUUUUUAGCCCCUCAGAUAUCACUAAAUAUCCCAGGUCUCCUGAUGGAGAGGAAUGUGGUCCUAGUGGGACAGCCUGUGAUCAGAGGUGCACCCAUAGGAGACAACAGUGGAUUUGCACAGAACGGAAACCUUACGAAUGCAGUGAAUGUGGUCCUGCCUCCAGUCGUCAAUUGCAUCUUAUAUUUUGUCACAGAAAACCAAUAGGUAGAUCUCAGAAGUACCCUACAUGGAAGUGGGUAAGCCCAAUUUUCUAGUUCAUUAAUGCUGUCAAGUAUAUAUUGAUAAAUUCUAUAAACCGUGAAGUCUAAACACAUACACAUGAAUUGCUUUAUUGUGUUACAAAUGAGGGAAGCAUAGUUUAUCAAUAGAGGAAUUCAGUCAGAAAUUUUAAAGCAUGUUAGGUAAUAUGUACCAGAAAUAUGGCUGUGAAUGAAAAGCCCUGAAUAGGCUAAUAGUGGUAUGAUGUAGGAAUUGUAUGUGUCGAUUCUGUCUCACCAGCCCCAAGUGAAUGAUUUACCUCAGAACUGGGUGUUUAUAUUAAGUAUAUAUUGGUUGAUAUUAUACCGAGGGAUUUAUGGAACCACAGUCUUACACUGUUGCCACUUCCUCAUUUAUUGAGGAUCAUCAAAUACUUUCUGUGGAUAUGGCUGUGUUCCCAAGCUGAGGAUACAGUGCGAGCAAAACCGAAGAAUCCCAGGGUCUCCUGGAGGCAGCACUGAGGUGGUGGAUUAAGUGGGUCUUUAUAUUAAUCUUUCCAGAGCAUGUAAGUGUGGUAAACUGGCUCUAAACUUCAGGGGCGAUGCCAGUUUACUGUUGAACUAGCAUUUGAUCUUGAUCAUUCUCAAUGGGACUCAACAUUACUAAACAUGACAAGUUAUGUUUUAAUGCCCAUUUUUGUUUCCACAAGUACAUGAGAAAUUUCCUGAUGAGUGGUUUUAAAUUUUAGUAUUUAAAGACUGAAAGCUGGUAAAGCCACGUGAGUGGCUGCAGACGAGGAUCACACAGUUACUGGGCUAGACAGUGCGACACGGAGAGAGAUGUCGUUUCCAAAGUGUGGAGAGCUGGGGCGGAGGAAGAGGUGGUUUCCAUUUCUCAGGACAGAGGGUAAUGUCCUAUGUAGAUGUGGCCGCCCUGCGGCUCCAGCAGAGAUCGCCCUUCACCUGUUCGCAGGCCUCCGCCCUCCUGAGGUGACACAGGUGCUCAGUUAAGAGCAGGUCUGACAUCACUCAGCUCCUGAGCCACCUCUUGCCCUGCCAACCCAGGCUAUGUCUUGAGUAAGGCACUUAACUCUGAGUUUUACUUGGCUUUGUCUUUAAUGUCCAGCUCGCAGGCCUGUCGUGAGCAGCGGGUCUUGAAUGACACUGUGUGAAUCAGUCAGAGUCACCUGGCUCAAAACACCACUGAGGGCACAGAGUGGCCCAGCUGGCUUUUCCUCGGCCUCUUGCCUCACGUGAUGCGCUGGUUUAUUGUGCGUCCUUCUAGUGCUUCUCAUGGAAAUUCAUGCAAGGAGGCGGUAGUUUUGCCCUUCUCUCUUCUAAAGGCGUUUCUUGCAGCUCUGUAAGAGUUUGUGAAUGUCGAGGAGCGCUGAGCAGCACUGGGCGCUGAGCAGCACUGGGUGCUGGGCAGGGAAGGCUCCUCCUGCCUGCACCUCACACCUGGGAUUAAACUGGAUUCCUCUUCCAGCCUGAGCCCUGUCCAAUGCCAGCCCGGGGAGGCCGCAUCCAUUUGAGGGAGUCAAGUCGGGAUCAUGGUGGCCCAGAAAGACAGAUGACUAAGCGUUGGGCAGAGACGCGCACUCUUCCCUGUGCAGUGCCUUCUGGACAGCCUUUCCUUAGCAGCUCCUAGUUAACAGUGGUGUGGAAAUCGGGACUGGCCUGGAAGGUGGCCCCAACGCGUGCGGAGGAAGGAUGGUGGAGAGUCCAAAAGGACAGUUGUCCUUCCGGGUGCAAAUGGCUAAAUGGCUGGUAGCAGAUGUGGCACACGGCCAUGGGGAUGGGCACGAGUCAGACCUGAGGGGAGGCGGGGAGUCACGAAGAUGGGCGCACUGGCUUAGUGUUUGCUUACGACAGCCUGAAAAGCUUCCGCAGUAGCCUCACUGCGCACCUGCUUUGGGGUUUUAUGGAAUGGAUAACGUAAGUUGUUUGUGUGUGGGAAAAGGAGGGAGUUGGGCACCAGCCUUGUGGCAGAGGCUGAGGGAUGCCACAGUCAGUAGUAGUUGGGGUAAAUGAACCUGGUCCUGGGGUGGAGCGGAGAGGAGGUGUUGAAGAGUCAUCUUUGGUCCAUUUUGCAGGAAUCGGUGGCUCUGUGAUGAUGACUUGUGGGUGGGCUUGGGUGGACCCUGUCAGCUUUUCACAUCAACUUCG